Messenger RNA from Pyrenophora tritici-repentis Pt-1C-BFP, 1089 nucleotides. NCBI's taxonomy places the organism in Eukaryota, Fungi, Ascomycota, Dothideomycetes, Pleosporales, Pleosporaceae. The record is from RefSeq and is a predicted model, not a curated record.
AUGGAGGGUGACGUAGAUGGCAUAAUGGAGUGUCCGAAAGGAUCCGACGACCAGUCGCAACGAGCGCGAGAGAAAUGGGAUGCGUGGAAACAGCAAAACGGUCUUUCUCGCACAGAAGCCAAACGCCGGUACAUUACCACCCUAAUCGACACCAUGCACAAAUACGCCUCACCGUCGCCCGACUCGCGCGAACUUGUCGCUGAACUCGAAUUUGUCUGGGACCAAGUAAAAUCAAACGUACCGUCUUCGUCCUCAUCCUCACCACUCCGCACACUAGACCACAUCCAAUCCGGAUAUUCGCAGCACGAGUUGGGCCAAAGCGGGCGUGCAGCCAUGGGCAUGAAAAAUACUCUCGAAUACGACCGUAGCAAGCGCAACUCGGUCCCGCGCGACGAGGAACAGGAACAAGAAGAAGAUUCACCCGCGCCCAUGCGCGUCAAAUCGCCCAUGUCGCAAUCCGAAGAAGCCCUCGAAGAAGAAGAGGCAAAUAUCGACCGCGAAGUCUUCGUCGAUGCCCCAGACUCUCAAUACAAUCCUACCUCCUACCCCGACGAUGAGCCCAGUCUCGAAGACGCGGCUGUCCAAACCGACCUCCAACAGCUCAUGAGAGCGGAACCAAUACCCAUGCAGACUCCCACCCCCGCGCCACGAAAUAGAGGCAUGGCUGUUCUAGGCAAACCCAUACAAAUACCCAUCCCCGGCUUCGGCACCACGCCCGCCGCCGCCGCCGCUGCUCCAACCAAAGACGAACCCAAAGAAAACGCAGCGGACCAAAAGUGGAAAAAGCGCGUGGAGCAGAGCCUCAUGAAGAUGACGGCCGAAGUUUCCGCCCUCCGCGAACAAUUAGAGGCGAGGAGGUUGUUCGCACAUUCGGCCCAUUACCGCCUUUUCCGCGGCAUCUGGCGCUGGGUUUCGGCGUGCGUGAGGCAUAUUGCUGUAGAUGUCUUUAUAUUGGGCAUUGUACUGCUGUGGAUGCGGAGAAAGAAGGAUAGGAGGCUGGAGGCAGCGUUGAGGAUGAUGCUGAGUGAGGCGGUGGGGAAGAUGGGGGGGGUUAGGAUUCCGCUCGUUGUAGGGAGAAAGAAGUCGUGA